UAGAAUAAUGAAUGUUGAAUUGUUUAAUAACAUUUUUUUUAAAUCAAGUUUUCCCAACACCUGAAAGUGUUUUCCCUGCUUUGACCGUUGCAAGAGCAUAAAAUGUUCGGUUACACCCGAACUUAGCCCUUCCUUACUUGUUUUACAUUGACUUUAUCAGUGCGUUCACUUGCCUUGCCGCUGCUACUUGUAUUUUUAUAAUUCAACGCCGCUCGCUGCUUGCCGCUUUAUACAACUCAGCACACUAGUGAUUUGUCCGCUUUGCGAGUUUACGAACGCGAAAGCUAUCGGGCAGGUUCUGCUGGCUUUUCAGAAAUUCACGAUUUUCAUUUCAGUUCAUCGAUCUCAACGUAAGCGAUCGGACGCAGUACUUGCAAGCGGGCGAGAUAACAUCGAGUUACAAUUAAAUAUGAUAUAAAAUAAUACAGCUAAUUGUGGAAUUGUGUGAAAUUAGAUUUGCAAAGUAUUGUUGUGUGUAGUGAAAAAAAGACACUCGUCAGUGCUCGGUUUCAAUAAUUCGCAAAUUCGCGCUCAUUCGCCAACUAACUACGAUACAUACUUACACAUACAUAUAUAGACAUUGUAUAUUGUUUUGACAUCUAUUUAAGAACUUUAUCUUAUCAUCUUCGUAUCAUCGUGUAAUGCUUAUGCAGCGACUAACAGCAGCCUAUCGUCGGUGGUCCGUCAGACUUGCCCUCGUCCUCAUUCGUUGUGCUACGCUAGAAAUCUAGCAUUUGCUUGCUGAAAUGAAAUGAUACAAGUAUCGUGUUAAGAGAAAAUUGACAGUUUUCAAUCAAAUUUCGCAAAAAGCCGUCGCAAAACUGUCACCGCCGACAGUCAAAAUUGUGCUUAAAAAGCUGAAAAAUCGUUGCGCCAAAAGUUCUUUCAUAAAUUGGAAACGUCGCAAAAGGAGGCGAACGGCCAACAGUAGCAGCGGCAGAGCAGGGUAUUAAUCAAAACAUGCAAAAAUACAUACAUACAUAUAGAAAUAUGCCUACAUAAUAAAUGCUCAUUUUGAUUUGAAUUGUGAGCCUCGUAACAUAUGUACAUAUGUGUGUGUAUGUAAUACCAACCAGAGAUGGUGCUGACUUACAUACAAUAUAUGCAUGCAUACUUGCAUACAUAAAUAUCAUAAUGUGCGUGUGCUGGUGGUAGCCUUUUUAUUGUUACUAUUUAGUUUUGUUUACACUAACGCAGAAAAAGCGCCACAACAAUAACAUAAUUUCUACAAAAACGCAUUUGAUCGGUAUAAAAUGCUCGGUAUAGAAUUAAAUGCAAGCAAUCGUUUGCGAAAAUCGCGAUCGCACAGAGUUACAAUAUCACUUUAAAGAAUAUAAUGUGGGCAAGUGCAUAAAGUGUACUGCGAAAAUUUUUUGUGUGAAAAACAGUUUUGAAAAAAUAAUAACGAAAAUGACAGUGGUUCUUUAACUGAAACAGUGUUGAAAAAAAACAUAUUGAACGUGAGCGCACAAAAAAUGAUAUUUAUUGAAAUUUAGUAAAUGCCGCAAAUCAGAGUUUUUCACAAAGACAGAGAUAAAGACAAACGGCCUAAAUGUGGCACAAAAACAACUACUUUAACCACCUAACUGCAUGCAUGUGUGUACUUGUAUAUAGCAAAUAAAUUUAGUGAAAAAUAAAAUACAUAAACACCUAUAAACACACACAAUCUGUGGGUGAGUGAAAAUAUCAUCGAUAAGUUGCAAUAAUAAUAAUAACAAUAAACCCGAAAAAAGCGCGUUCAAGUUGAAAAAACCAGUUCGUCAGCGCGCAGCAGGCAGCAAGCCGCAGCAAAAGCCAAAAUAAUAAUAACAAACACAUAUACUAUACUCGUAUAGAUAAAAAUAAAAACAACAUUGAAACAAAUUUUUUUGCAACGUUGCCAUAUAAAUAUACAGAGGCAGGCAGGCAGUCGAGUUCUUCACGAUUUUCUCGACGCUUGUUGUUAUCAUUGUAUCCGCCGCAGCAAUAACAGACGGAUCAACGGGCAACGUCGCCAAAUACGGCACAAGACACAAGGCAGAAGGCAAAACAAUGCGUUUCACUUACAAUCAGUAUAAUUAUUCCGAAUCCGGUUAUCGGAUUCCAUCCAAGAUGCACAACAGUAAUACGGGUAACGGCUCAUUGGCGGCCGCACAUCAGCAUCAUUACAGAAGUAAUUUUGGUAUGCGUAUGACCAUGUCGACGGCAUCAACGAUGACAGCACGCAUUCAACGAAAAGGUUUUCGUACGCCCUCGAAGCGAUAUCCGGGCAAGGCGAUACCUAGUAAAUUGCAUUCUGUUUCGCGGAUUGGUCCUGGUAAAUUGGUGCCUGGCAAGCGUUUUCCACAACGACCACAUCCACCACCCUGCGAUAAUUCCAAUGAUAGCGGUUUUGGCUUCGAUCAGCAUGUUGAAGUGCAACAGCAGCAACAACUGCAAGCACAUCAUCACCAGCAUUCGGCCAGUGGUAGUAGCGCCAGCAGCAGUAGUAGCAGCAGCAGCAGCAGCAGCAGCAGUAGUAGUAGUAGUGGUAGCCCAGGCAAUAGUAGCGACAUUAUGCAGAACAACAACAACACUGCCACCAAUCUUAGCAUCCAUAAUAACAACACCAGUAGCAAUGGUGGUCAUCAUCACGGUAAUAACCACCAUCAUCAUCAUCAUGGACAUGGUCAUCACCACAGCUCGUCGGCAAUGCCGCAUUCCGCGCAUGUCAUACGUGCCAUACCGGCUUCAAGUUCAACACCCAACAAGAAAUUGCCGUUUGUCAACUCCACGGACGAUGAGGACUAUUUCGAAGAUUUCUGUACUGAUGACUCCAAUGAUUACUAUCGCAAACGCUUGAAUUCGGAUUCUAACAGUCAGCCGCUCGGUGGCAUUAAUCAAAAUCAAACCACGCAACAGCAGCAGCAACAACAACAACAACCACAAUAUGCCGAAGAUAAUCAAACGAGCACGAAGCGUAGAAAGCUCGAAAGCUUUGUGGAGCUCGACAAUGACGAUGCGUGUAGCGAAGAUGCGUUUAUACGAAAAAUUGCUAGCGCCACCAAUUUAGAAGCGCCAACCGUUGAAGCACCGCCACCAACACUGAUGCUGCUACCCACAGUGGCGCCCACAAAAUUCAUACCAACAGGUCCUCGCGCCAUGAACAGAGUGGCACACAAGCGCCAACCGGCGGUGCCGCAAAAUACUAUAGUGACCUCAUCGAAUGGGCGUGUGCAGCUAGAAAUUGUCUCUCAGCCAGAGCAACAGCAUCGUGCGCGUUAUCAGACUGAAGGCAGCCGUGGCGCUGUUAAAGAUCGCAGCGGCAAUGGUUUCCCCAUCGUGCGUCUCACCGGCUACAAUAAGCCCACUGUGCUGCAAGUAUUCAUUGGUACCGAUAUCGGUCGCGUGGCACCACACAUGUUCUAUCAAGCUUGCAAAGUGGCUGGGAAAAACUCCACACAGUGUAAUGAGAAGAAAGUGGACGGCACCAUGGUCAUCGAAAUUGAUUUUAAACCAGAGUCUGAUAUGACAGUUACUUGCGAUUGCGUAGGCAUACUCAAGGAACGCAACGUUGAUGUGGAACACCGAUUCCCGGAUCAUUUGGCGCAGAAGAAUAAAAAGAAGUCAACACGCUGCCGCAUGGUAUUUCGCACACAGCUAACACAUGAUGAUGGCACUUUGGAAAUGCUACAAGUCUGCUCAAAUCCUAUUAUUUGCACACAACCACCAGGCGUGCCGGAAAUAUGCAAAAAGUCACUAACCUCAUGUCCAGUAGAUGGUGGACUCGAACUCUUCAUUAUCGGCAAGAAUUUUCUCAAAGACACACAUGUGCUCUUCCAAGAGACCUACGAGAGUGUGCCGCCAAAUGAAGUUGCAACAGAAUUAGCUGUGCGUCAGCAUUUAGGCGGUGCAUUGUGGGAACAAACAGUGCUACCAGAUAAGGAAUAUUUACAACAGACUCAUUUAGUGUGCGUUGUGCCACCCUAUAUACAUCAAAAUAUACUCAAACCAGUCACUGUGCAAUUGGUAAUUAUUUCCAGUGGCAAAAAGAGCGAGCCACACGCAUUCGUCUACACGCCAAAAGGUAGUUACACGACCUUGGCAGCUGCAACCACAUUAAGCUCAGCGGCAUUGCAUGGUAGCUUAUCAGCGGCACAAGAUGCCAGCACAUUUAUGGACACAACGAAUGCUUUGACGCCCACCUUGGGUGGAACUACGGGCGCUGGUGGUGCCGCUGGCGCAGUGCUUUGGCCCGCCGGCACAGAGACCAAGCAGGAGAUCGAUUCCGGCAUGAUGCCACCACCAAUUACCACACAAAUGCCGAUGGGUGUGCGACGCCCUUCAUUACCCACAGCCACGCCCAUGUUGACCGAUCAGCAGUUGGUGCGCAUGAACGUCGCUGACACGCUCAAGACUGAGUUGAUCGAUGAGACAUCGCAAAGCUCGCUGUCUGAGGUAAUUCAAGCGCCCGAUGUCGUUAUGGCCAAUUGUGGCGCACCCAUUAGUCCGACGGCUAUGCAAUUUCACACACAUUACGAUCACAAGAAUAGCAUGGAUGCGAUGAUGUUCGAUUCGAAUAGCAUGUCCGCGUUUCCAGUAGCUGCCGUAGCGCCGCCAUCUGUAGCGGCCGCCGUUGAGUUGGCCGUGAAAACCAAAAUUGCUAAAGCUGUGGCACAACAACAACAGGCUGUCGCUGUGGACAAAUUCAUUACGGAUUUGACCAAAUCGACAGUGGUGGCAGAUGAUGCCACUGUGGCGGCUGUUGUCGAGGAAACCCUAUUCAGCGGCGUCGGUGGUGUUAAUAGCGCCGUCAGUGCGGUUAUCGAGCAUCCGUUCGAUGACAUUAUGCAGCAACAUCAACCACCAGCCGUACUCGAACGCAGUUUAUCCAUAUCGAGCAACUCCUCCUCGAAUUCUAACAGUUCGAGCGGCUCUUCGCCACACAAUGGUCUCACAGCCACACUCUCUGUCUCACCAAAUAACUCGUUGAAUGGCCACAACUCACCCAUUACACAGGAUAUUAUAUUGAAUUCGGAACCUGCGGCUGUACUAAACGCCAUGCCGAUGCAACAACUCUUGCCUACAGCUUUGGGUGGCAGCCCGACUGCGGCCGUGUCACCGAACGCGGUGGUCGAGGCGGCCGUGCAAAGCACGCCAAAUGCCGCUACCGUGACCGAUCCCACUGGCGGCAUUUCCACGGAAAUGAUCAUGAAUCCCGCUGUCUCGCCGUCCACUAUUCUGUGCUCAGCUAACGGUGCUGCCACGGCUGUGGUGCCAAAUAUUAUGGCGCCACACCAAGUCACCAUGGCCAAUUCGAUUUUGAAUGAUAUCGCCAUGCAACCGCAACCGACACAACAACAUGCUGCUGUAGCGGCGCUUGCGCUCAGCAACAUUAUAAUGAGUCCGACCAACGCACCGGGUGCGGUGGUGGAUGAUGUGGCAAGUGUCGAACAGACUGUUGAUCAACCGGCCGAUGUUACGGUGGCCACUUCGACUGCCGUCAGUAAUUUGAUUAUUAAAGCCGCUGCCGAUCUGAUAUCGAAUCAGGAGAAACAGCAACAACAACAGCAUAUACAGCAACAACAUCAGCAAAUUCAGCAGCAACAACAACAGCAUAUACAGCAACAACAUCAGCAAAUACAGCAGCAGCAGCAGCAAAUACAGCAACAACAACAGCAAAUACAGCAACAGCAAUUACAACAACAACACCAUCAUCAUCACCAACAAGCGGCACAGCAGCAGCAGCAGCAACAACAUCAGCCCACGCAAGCAUUAAUAAAUGGUGCCGCAGCCGCCGCCGCUGCCGCUGCUUCCACUGCCAGCACCAGCCCUUUGGUGAACUUGCUUUUAAAUCAUCCAGACGCGCCGCCAUCGGCCGCAGUGGCAGCAGCCGCGGUCAGCGAAGUUCAGUCGCAAUUCUCAUUGGCCAUCCCUCCCACAGCUCCGCAGGAAUCUCUCAUUGUCGCUUUGGCCACCGAAAACUCAAUGCAAAAGUCCGUCGCCGCAGCUGCAGUGACCACAAACGGCGCUGUUGUUACGCAACAAACUACUGCUCCAGCUGCCGGCAUUCUCCCUGGCACUGCCGUUGGGCCCGUGCCACUUCCGCAAGAAUUGACCACCAUGUCGGAUCAAGAUUUGCUUAGCUACAUCAAUCCAAGCACUUUUGAUCAAAUCUAAAAACGUGGCGUUACUUGAUUUCUACAAGUGAAUAACGAGUGGGGUAUUUCUUUUGUAUACCGCUGAUUGCGUUCAGAGGCGUUGAUUGGAGGCGGAGAAUGGUUCAUGGCCAAAGCGCCAGCCUAAAAGUUGCCCGACAGCAUUGACAUUUUGCUAAUUAAUUGUGACACACAAAAAAUGUGGUGUCGAGUGUAGCUGGACGAUGCUAUGAGGCAGCUGCUGAAACAAAAACGAACCACAACAUUUAACAAUAAAUUAACUAGAUAUGAAAUCAUGCAGAUAAAUAAUUUAUACAACAUGCAUACAUACAAGCACAUACACAUAAAUAACUGUUGUCUUAAUGUUAACUGGCAGUGAAACUGUGAAAAGCUUAAAUUGAAACUUUUCGUCGUGUUUAAAUGUUGAAUGGCGCAAAAAAAUUGUUUUUAUGUCCAAAUACUUGCAUUACUAGCUGAAAAUUAUAGAUUUUCCUUAAUUUAAUUGCGAUUGUAACUAUUAUAUUUUAAUGUAUGCCCUAAAAUUACAUUGAACUCAAGAAAUAAUGUGGAAUUUUAUGAAAAAAAAAAUUGAGACACAUGCGUAUCUACUUGUAUAAUUGUGUCGUUACCGAAUUUUUUUCUUUAAAAUUUACAUAUUUUAUUUGGGAAUUGCGACCAAAACAAGUCUCUGGUGCUUUAAGCACAAAACUACAAAUGAAAAUUUUUUUUUUUUUAAUUAAGUCAAAUUAUCUGACCAUAAUUACUUAUUACUGCCAUAGGUCAAGUGAAGAAUUGAGCUAACCCUUAUUGUUAUUAUUAUUGUUAAACUUAAAGUAACAAACAUGAUGAAUUGAAUUGUACUACUCUCGUCGGUAUUGCAACAAAAAAUAUACACGAGACUACAACUAUACAUAUAAAUUUAUACUAUAUAGUUUUUAAUGUCAAGCUUUGAAAUAUAGUAUGUAAUACGUAUUUUUGUAUAAGUCUAUACUAUGUAUCUGAUUAAUACAUUUACUACAAUAAUUAUAUACACAAACAUAUACAAUACAAAAAAAAACAUAACAGAAAUAAUAUUUAUAUAAAUAACAAUUAAAUAUGUCUUACAAAUAUACACAAUAAUUUGCAAGCAAACGAAUUUGCAUUACAAAUAUGGUCAAUAAGCUACAGUUAAGUUGAAAAGUGAACGCUAAAUUAUUGAAUUGCACUAAAUUUUUGUUUAAAAAUUUUGCAGUUGAGUGUGUUGACAUUUUUAGAUAUAUAUAUAUAUAUUUAUAUUUACAUUUCAAUUGGGCUCGAAGUAAAAUUAUAUAGCAUACAUGUUUACUAUAUAUAAAUAACUGUCUUGUAGAAUAACUAAUUUUUAUGCUGUUUGGCUCAUGUAUGCACUUAGAUUAUUGAAUGGAUUAAUUGUAUACAGUGACCUGCGUUUUAUGUGCACUUAAAAUAAAAUAUAUAAAAAAUAUAAAGUUAAAUUUAAAAAAUAUAAAACUUACUAAACAAAAAAAAACAAAAACGUUCACUAAAGCAACACAAAUUGGUGCAAAAUUUUUAAAAAUAAAAACAAAAAAAUAUAUAUUUAUACAAAGUUGAGAGAAUAUUGCAAAAAGACUUUUUGAUAGUUCGUUAUUAUAAUUAUUUUUUAAUUAAAAUUAUUUUUGCGUUACACUGAUAGCUUAGGCAUUACAUAUAAGAUUACAUUUAAAUUAUAAGUGGAGUUUUUAAUGUGCGUUGUUGAGUGAUUAAAGCGUUUCGCAAAGGCAGAUUUCAGUAUAAUAUGGAAAACACUCAUUGAGAUUUUUGAAAUUGUAUUUUGAGCUGUUUCUCAAAUAUUGGAAUCUUUGUUUUUUGUAAAUUUGGCGUGAAUUUGAAGAGAUAGUUACUCAUACAUUUACACUUUUAUUGUAGUCGUGAUUGUGCGUAUAACAACAAUUUAGUGUAUUUGAAAAGAAAAAAUAAAGUAAAAAUUAAUAAUAAUUUUUGUUAUUUUCCUAUUUCUUUAAGCUUUUGCAUAUGGCAAUUACUAUUAUUUGUUGCUUUAAAUAAAGAAAAAGUCAUUAAAUUCAACUAGUAUGGAAAUGCAAAUUGUGAGUAGUUGUAAAUGUGGAUAUUAAUUGUGAUACAGUGCUGAAUAUGUGUAUGUACACUCAUACUUGUCUAAAUUAAAAUUUGAAGUCAAAAAUGUGUAAAGUUUAUAAUAAACUUUAAUGUUAAAUAAAUAAUUUGUAAUAAAUGUUAAUAAAUUUAAACAACUUUAAUUUAGCAUAACUUAAAACAAACUUGCGAUUAAACAUAUGUAUAUUUACUUGAAAAAUACUUUGCCACACAUGUUUCAAGCAACAUUUAAUACAUUACUUAUAUUUUAAUUGCAUUUAUUUAUUUAAAAUUUUUUUUACAUUAAUUUUUAAUUUUUUUUAUUAGUUUUUUUAUUAAUUUUUUUUAUUUAAUUUAUUUUAUAUUUUUUUACAAGAAAUCAUCACUAAAUUUAGUUUACAAGUAAUAAUAAAUACAUAAUGUAAUUGUUCUACCAACAGAAUGCUUCCCUUUUUUGUUUACAAAAACAAAAAAUUUAAACAUAGCCUUAUAACCUGUACAUGUACAUCUAUUUAUUUAAGUAUGCAUUAAUUUAAGAAAAAAUUAAAUACAAAGAAGAAUAAACAACGCUGACUUAUAAUAAAUAUUUGCAAGUUAUAUUAAUGUACUCGUAUUAGGGUGUCCGUUAUAUCCCAGUACAGUUUUUUCUUUUGCAAGCGCGCCCCGAAGUUUCAGUUUUUAACCUAAAAAAGGAGCCAACGUAAACAAGCUCUUUAUUUUUCAAUUUAAAUCGUGCCUAAAUCAUUUUACUUUUUCUAUUUAUUUUAUAUCGUAUUUUUUGGUCGGUUUGGGUAUUCUAAUUCCAAAACUUCCGUUCUACAAAAAAGUCUUAAUAAUUUUUUUCAUCAAAACAUUCCUUCAAAAAUCAUACGCAGUUGAAGUUAUGCAUCACAUAUACUGUAUUCGUAUUGUACACCAUGGCGUAUGAGUAACACAGAAUGCACAAAACACUUGUAUGAAUGUUCAGGUCAUGUAAGUUGUAGAUUUACUGGCUUAAUGCAAAAUAUCCCAUGUUGUAUACAAAGGGUGAUUUAGACACGGUUCAAACUGAAAAUAAAGCACUUGUUAACGUUUUAUCCUUAUUUUUAGGGCAAAAACUGCAACUUCGGAGGACGUUUGCAAAAAAACAAUAAACUUACAAAACAACGGACAUCCUAAUAUACAUAUACAUGCAUACAUAUUAUUUGUUUAUUGUGAAGCUGGAAGUUUACUACGUUCUACAUACACAUAUUUGCAAUCUAUACAGAGAUUGUACAUAUUCUAUGGCUUAAGCUAUCUGACUUUAGCUCUUUGUUUUAAAGUCGUCGUUUUAACGUAUACAUACAUACACACACAUACAAACGAGUACAUUUCACAAUUGCAAUGUAUACAGCGAAUGUUUUAAUAAAAAUAAAUAAAUAAAGUUCAAAUAUACACAAAUAAAUUAAAAAUAAACUUAAUAUAAAAACACACAUACACCUGUACAUCCUUGACUUUGAAAGCAUAUAAUAUUUUCUGGUGUUUUAAACCACUAUAUGAUCAAGUAUCAACGCCUAUUUGCAACUUGCGGAUAAAAAGAUAAAAUUUUUAUCAACUUAUUUUAAUAAUAAGGGCAACUGAAGCGCCACACAGACCGUACAGGACAUUAAGCGAUGGCUAGUAGUGUUUUUGUAUUUCUUUACACAUAUUAUACACUGAGAUAAGUUGUAAGUUGUGUUAAGGAGAUAUUUGUAUAAUUGUUUAUUGUAUACAUAAAUUGAUGGUUUCAGAUAAAUAAAUAAGUGAUGAAAAUAUA
Molecule: messenger RNA, 9981 nt
Organism: Bactrocera oleae (olive fruit fly)
Lineage: Eukaryota; Metazoa; Arthropoda; Insecta; Diptera; Tephritidae
Gene: NFAT
Product: NFAT nuclear factor
Biological process (GO): regulation of transcription by RNA polymerase II
Cellular component (GO): transcription regulator complex
Molecular function (GO): DNA-binding transcription factor activity, RNA polymerase II-specific; RNA polymerase II cis-regulatory region sequence-specific DNA binding; transcription factor binding
Source: RefSeq, a predicted model, not a curated record